AUGGGAUCGUGGAACAUAAGGACCCUACAGGGUAAGUUAAUUGAGCUGGUAAAGAUUCUUAGGAAUAGAAGGAUUAACACUGCCUGUGUCCAGGAGACCAAAUGGGUAGGCUCUAAGGCUAGGGAUGUGGAUGGGUACAAGUUGUGGUACACAGGUAGUGAGAGGUAUAAGAAUGGAGUAGGUAUCUUAGUAGAUAAAGAGCUUAGGUGGCAGGUGGGCUUGGACGAAGAGGAGAAAAAGAGAUUUUGGGUGGUUUUGGAUGAGGUGGUAGGCUUUGGUUUUGAGGGUAGGAAUGAUGAGAGAGCUGCUCUUUUGGAUUUUACAAGGGCCUUUGGGUUGGUGGUUGUGAAUUCCUACUUUGCAAAGAAGAAGAAGCAUCCGGUUACUUUUCGUAGUAGGUUGACCAAGACCAAGAUUGAAUUUUUGCUGCUUAAGAAGGGGGAUAGAUCUCUGUGUAAGGACUGUGUGGUCAUCCCAACUGAGAACCUUAUGACCCAACAUGCACUUUUAGCGAUGGACUUGGUUAUUAAGAGUGGCAUCAAGAGUAGGGGUGGGGAGGGCAGCAGUAGAGUUAGGUAUGGUGGCUUGACUUCAGUUAGUGCUUUGGAGAUUGGAGGGGAUGGGGUCAUGGGAGUGUAG
Capsicum annuum is the source of this 639-nucleotide messenger RNA. RefSeq lists its product as uncharacterized. Gene Ontology annotation, biological process: chromatin remodeling. The record is from RefSeq and is a predicted model, not a curated record. Lineage: Eukaryota; Viridiplantae; Streptophyta; Magnoliopsida; Solanales; Solanaceae. Gene Ontology annotation, cellular component: nucleus. The coding region runs from base 1 to 639 and encodes 212 amino acids. The transcript has 3 exons.